GUGCAUCUAGAGCUCUACCUGCGGUGUGUUGCGACCACUUCUUCGAGUUUACUUGUGCUCUCUCCCUCUUUCAAGCUAAAGAAAACCCAAGCUGUUGUAAGUUCAACUGUUUUUCUUCCCCCACUUCUUUUUUCAUCAUCAUCAUGGAAAUCGCUGACCGCCCGCUGUCUGAGAUCAUCAAGGAGCAGAAGAUCGACAAGGAGCUCCACCGUCGUCGCCGUGGCAACCGCACCGAGGGCAGCGGCGCCAAGAACAGCGGCGAGAAGAGCAACAGCCGCAGCAAAACCGGCGGCAGCAACACCGGCGGCAGCAACGGCAGGAACGGACGCAACCGCAGCGGCGGCGACGGCGGCUCUCGCCGUGGUGGUGAGAGCAACCGCAACCCCAACAACAAUGGUGGCCGCGUCGAGGGUGGCCGCCGUCGCUUCCGCACGGAUGGCGGACGCCGUCGCGGCGGCAGCGCAGUGGACGGAGGCAACCGCCGCCGCCUCGUAGGCCGCGAUGGCUCCCGUCCUCCCACCCGCGGAGGCGCCCGCAACCGUGACGACCGCCGUGACGAUCGCCGUGAUGACCGCGGCCGUCGCGGUGCCAAGUCGGGCCCGCGCCGCGGCCGCAUCUCCGAUGCGGAGCGCAACGACCGGCAGCGCAGCCGUGGACGCCGCUCCGCCCUGUCGCGCUCGCGCUUUGAUCGCGACAACUAA
Messenger RNA from Leptomonas pyrrhocoris, 701 nucleotides. RefSeq names its product unspecified product. NCBI's taxonomy places the organism in Eukaryota, Euglenozoa, Kinetoplastea, Trypanosomatida, Trypanosomatidae. Bases 144 to 701 code for a protein of 185 amino acids. The transcript has a single exon. The record is from RefSeq and is a predicted model, not a curated record.